Messenger RNA from Malus domestica (apple), 2374 nucleotides. NCBI's taxonomy places the organism in Eukaryota, Viridiplantae, Streptophyta, Magnoliopsida, Rosales, Rosaceae. The record is from RefSeq and is a predicted model, not a curated record.
UUUUUUUAUGUUUUGAUUUGAAUGGUUUUGUGGGCUGAGCUGAAUUUGUGUUUCGAUUUUCGAGAGUUUCUGCCUUGUGUGAUAGGAUUUAGUAAUGUUUCUGCUACUGGUUGCAAUAUAUGAAUGAUUGUUGAGAAAAGAAGAGCCAACAACAUCAUGUGGUAAAUAAAACAAUGAGAUCCCAACAAAGACGGAGGCAUAUCGAAAAUUGAAUCUCUUACAUUGUGCACUUAAAACUGCCAAAGGAUGAUGAUUUCCGAUAUCUUCCCAAGCAUUUCAUUGCAUCCAUAACUAGCAAGAAUGAUGAUGUUGAAAAUAGAGCCAGUCUUUGCAGCUUUGGUAUUGGCUUGCUUACCGUCUUUUGUAUUGCCUGAUGCACAAGGAGAUGUGCUGUUUUCAUUGAGGACUUCUUUGAAUAGUUCACCCAAUCAGCUCAAGGACUGGAACCCCAAUCAAGUCAAUCCAUGCACUUGGUCCAAUGUGAAUUGCGACCCUAACAAUAAUGUAGUUUCUGUAACAUUAUCAAAUAUUGGAUUUUCUGGCAUCUUGUCUCCUAAAUUAGGAGCCUUGAAAAAUCUUCAAACACUUUCAUUAGAAGGAAAUGGCAUAACUGGUGAGAUACCAGAAGAGUUUGGAAAUCUGACAGUUUUGUCCACCUUGAAUUUAGAAAAUAAUAAUUUAACUGGUGAAAUACCAGCUUCUCUUGGCAAUCUGAAGAAUCUUCAAUUCUUAAUUUUGAAUAACAAUAAUCUGAGUGGUACUAUCCCAGAGUCACUUUCAAGUCUUUCAAGCUUGAUUAGUCUUCAGCUAGGCUCCAAUGCUCUCACUGGUCAAAUACCUGAGCGGUUGUUUAAUGUCCCAAAGUACAAUUUUACAGGAAACCACCUAAACUGUGGUGUGAAUCUCCCUCGCCCUUGUGCACCUGAUAACGAUGGUUCAGGCCCUAAAAGUAAGCCGAAGCUUGGAAUCAUAGUUGGAGUUGUUGGAGGGCUUAUCAUUUUAGUAUUACUUGGAGGUUUACUGUACUUUAUGUGCAAGUGUAGACACAAAGGCAAGCGUGAAGUUUUUGUGGAUGUUGCAGGUGAAGUUGACCGAAGGAUUGCAUUUGGCCAGUUAAAAAGAUUUUCGUGGAGGGAAUUGCAGCUAGCAACAGACAACUUCAGUGAGAGAAAUGUUCUAGGACAGGGAGGUUUUGGAAAAGUCUAUAAAGGAGUGCUAUCUGAUAACACAAAAGUUGCUGUUAAGCGACUCACAGAUUAUGAGAGUCCUGGGGGGGAUGCAGCUUUCCAGCGCGAAGUAGAAAUGAUAAGUGUAGCUGUUCACAGGAAUCUAUUAAGACUGAUCGGGUUUUGCACGACUCCAACAGAACGCCUUCUAGUGUAUCCCUUUAUGCAGAAUUUAAGUGUUGCCUAUCGGUUACGUGAGAUUAAACCUGGUGAGCCCGUUUUGGAUUGGUCUACAAGAAAGCAGGUGGCAUUAGGCACUGCCCGUGGGCUAGAGUACCUACACGAACAUUGUAAUCCUAAGAUUAUUCAUCGAGAUGUAAAGGCUGCUAAUGUAUUACUUGAUGAAGAUUUUGAAGCGGUUGUGGGUGACUUUGGCUUGGCAAAGUUGGUGGAUGUUAGAAGGACUAAUGUGACAACUCAAGUUCGUGGCACAAUGGGUCACAUAGCACCUGAAUAUUUGUCCACUGGGAAGUCAUCAGAAAGGACAGAUGUUUUUGGCUAUGGGAUUAUGCUUUUAGAACUUGUAACUGGACAACGGGCAAUUGAUUUUUCACGCUUGGAAGAAGAAGAUGAUGUUUUGUUGCUUGACCAUGUCAAGAAGCUGGAAAGGGAAAAGAGACUGGAUGCAAUUGUUGACAGCAAUCUGAAUGAUAGUUACAACAUCCAAGAGGUAGAAAUGAUGAUCAAAGUUGCACUUCUUUGUACGCAAGGAUCUCCUGAAGACCGCCCGUUAAUGUCAGAGGUGGUACGGAUGCUAGAAGGAGAGGGUCUGGCUGAGCGCUGGGAAGAAUGGCAGAAUGUUGAGGUUACUCGCAGGCAAGAGUACGAAAGACUACAAAGGAGAUUUGACUGGGGAGAAGAUUCUGUCUAUAAUCAGGAUGCUAUUGAGUUAUCUGGUGGACGUUGAGGUAAUCAGUAAUUCUGUACUCAUUUCCUCUUAUACCAUCAGCAUGUAAUAUCGUUUUUGGUAGGUUAGCUCGGUUAAACCCUGAAUGAAGCAUAUAUAUGUAAUACCCAAAUCGUAAUAUCAUCAUUUCAUCUUUUAAACCUUUCAUUUGUAUAUCUUGUGGGUACAUGAUUUUGUUGGUGUGGCCAAGCCGUGGAAUACAAACCUUGCAGAUUGCAUAAUCAACGCUGUUCUGAAUUUA